Laccaria bicolor S238N-H82 is the source of this 1599-nucleotide messenger RNA. RefSeq lists its product as uncharacterized. Bases 1 to 1599 code for a protein of 532 amino acids. The transcript has 5 exons. The record is from RefSeq and is a predicted model, not a curated record. NCBI's taxonomy places the organism in Eukaryota, Fungi, Basidiomycota, Agaricomycetes, Agaricales, Hydnangiaceae.
AUGCAAUCAACCGUCUUCAAACCUCACGGUCCUGGAAAGCUUGCGGGUAGUCGAAACCUGCCGCACGAAUGUGGAAAAUGUCACGUUGUAAAACCCUCUGGCGCUCCAGCAUUUUCGGUCUGUUCAGGGUGCAAGAUUGUCCGAUACUGUAGCCGUGAACACCAAGUCCAAGACUGGAAAACGCACAAGGCAUUUUGUAAGCGCCAACGGGAGUACAACGAGACUAUUUUGAAGAAGAUGCAAGAGAACUCGCCGUUGACGCCAUCUGGACUGUCGGAGAAGGAAGAAGUCAUCCACUUUCUCGACGACUUCCUCCGACUUCAUAUGCAUACGCUCAGAAUUUCUAUGCAGUGCUGCAUUCAUAUGGCUAAACCCUGGUUCGAUGUCAAGAAGAAAUUCAUGUUAAUCGACCUUUCCCGCGUUAAGAAUCAUGAUGGAAAUCCUGCUAAAGCGUUCACCAUCGAAUGCGUGCAAUCAGCAUACGUGCCAGAUGGACGUCUACCACUUGGAGGAGAAGUACUAGAGGCUUGGAAAGCCUUUGACUGCGCAAAACCAAUGGUAGAGGCGCAGUAUGGGGCGGAGAAAUUCAAGCCAGGCUAUUUGGGAGCGAUUCUAUGUGUCUUUAAACUCGAGGAUUUUCCGCAAACAACGUUCCCAAUUCCGAUAUACGGUUACGACAUUAACCGUGAUGGCCCUAAUCCUGAGGGGUGGUACGAUAGGAUGAAAUCCGUGAUUGAUAACGGUAUCGUUCACCGCUUUUUCGAAGAUGAGUGGAAGAUAGGCGUCAUGAUCUCACAUAAAGAACCAUCGCCAUUGCUUCAACCCCAGCCUCCGGAAGACUGUGGUUUCUGGAAAUGGUCGGACGUUCCUUAUCCGGGCCAUAUCGUUAUGGUAUGGGAUCCAGAGUACGGAAUGCUGUGGAUUUCUGGUGGUGAUCUCGCCGAAACCAGGAUGAUUGAUAGUGAUAGCCUGUUUCCAAGGGAGGCGGUCGAUUUUGAGCAAUCGUCAUCCAGUAUGUUCGCUCCUGACACUCCAACCUCGGCCUCUGCAAUUGCGUGGUACGGAGAUACUACUCUCCAUAAUUUUGCCGACCCCCACCCUUGUAGUGAAGCGAGAUCACGACAUCACUUGACACAGACUUCAUCCACUCUCGGAGGGCACGAUGUGUAUGUACGAGGAUCGCUCAUGUGGGAAACUCAUUUUAAGGGGAAAAGAUAUUCAUUUCUUGGGAAAUUGGGCCACGAAUUCGAGUUUGACCCCGAGAUGGAAUUUUCAAAGAACCGUCUGGUUCUAAACAGCCAAUGGGAGGCUUGCGAGGAACCCGUCCAAAAUCGCGACAAGCAACAGAGCGAGGACGAGGGGUCGCAAUUCGGCACAUGGACAACGCUCGAGGCACCCCAAACGCCCGAUUGCGAAGAUCUCUCUUUCCCUUUCAGUAACUCUCGAGGACGUAGGCGGCUUAAGAAGCGUCGGCCGCCUGAAGCUUCGAACCCGCCUCUGGAAGUUCUCGGGCGAGAAGCAUAUAAUCAUCUACCUCAGGUUGACGAUGGGUGGUUGUUCGUCGAAGGAGGGAGAAGUGGCGCAUCUGAGGCAGAAUAG